AGAAUAAAACACUCCACAUGUUAGUGAUGGUUUUAUCAUCAAAUUUCAUGGGCUUUCCACUCUACCUCAUUCUCCAGCCCCUCUUGCUUUCCAUCUGGGCACAAGGAUCAGAUUCUCCACAUAGAAUAAAAUACAAAAAUAAUGAGACAGCUGUAUUUGGAGAAAAUGUGACGAUUUUCUGCAAUUUGACAACUCCAGCAGAUGUUGUGCAAAUUACCUGGCAGAAGAUCCAAGGUUCUUCGCGACAAAAUAUUGGCACAUAUAGCAAUAUAUAUGGAGAAAAGAUUCUUCCACCAUACAGAGAUCGGCUGCACUGUGAGGUCAUCGAACCCAAUUCCUCAUUCAUAACUAUCCGUGAAGUAACAUUUGAAGAUGAAGCCUGCUACAAAUGUCUAUUUAAUGUGUUCCCGCAAGGCAGCCAUAGUGGACAAAUUUGCCUUAACAUUAUAGCUGUAUCUGAAAUAAAAACUGAGCUCCAGUCCAACUUUGACUCUGAAGAUUUUCUUAGUUUUAUUUACUCAGCUGUGGGAAAACCUGUUCCUCAAAUAUCUCUUUUCCCAUCAAAAGUCUUGAUUAAUCCACCAGAGGAAUACCUUGCUCAGAACCCAAACGGCACAGUGACUAUCACGAAAAUGUACAACGUCUCCUUGGAGACUGUGAGAUCCCUAAGUCUCCAACACCUGAUUGUGCACAUGGAUCAUCCUCUAAGGAAUGAAGAGAAGAUUGUUCCUCUGUCAGUCAAACAAGAAUGUACUUCUGGUUCUCCUUAUAUUUUGUUGUAUGCAUUUGGUUCAUUCAUAAUUUUUCUAUGUAUUGUAUUUAUCAUUUUCCAUCUUGUUCAGAGAAAGAAAAAGUCAGAGAAUGUGCCUGAAGCCACACCCCAGCUGAGACAUCCUGAGGGGGAGUCCUUAGUAACCCGAUGUUUUCCUGCUCACAGAGCCAAGAACUCUGGAAUGUGUUAAAAUAAGAAGACUCCUCAUCAUUAACUCAAGUGGAAAAAAAAAAAUCACAUCAUGAAAGAAGAGAUCAUUACAGAAUUGGUUGCUUGAAUAUAUAAUUUGAUACUAGAUACAUUGAUUGCUUGAAUAUAUAAUUUGAUUCUGGAUAAAAAAUAAAUGUACAAUUGUUUUUGGUUUUUU
Herpailurus yagouaroundi (jaguarundi) is the source of this 1139-nucleotide messenger RNA. It is a transcript of the gene CD200, whose product is annotated as CD200 molecule. Gene Ontology annotation, cellular component: neuronal cell body; axon; cell surface. Gene Ontology annotation, molecular function: cell-cell adhesion mediator activity. Gene Ontology annotation, biological process: negative regulation of macrophage activation; heterotypic cell-cell adhesion; negative regulation of neuroinflammatory response. The record is from RefSeq and is a predicted model, not a curated record. Lineage: Eukaryota; Metazoa; Chordata; Mammalia; Carnivora; Felidae. Bases 18 to 962 code for a protein of 314 amino acids. The transcript has 6 exons.